UGGGAGGGACAGAUCUGUCCGGACACCCGCUCUAGGGACUGUCGCAGACUAUCGUUCGCUGUGGCACAAUAGUAUUCUUGUGUGGGAUCUGUGUUGAAUGACUUUGGGAGAGACGGAGACAAAUUCACCAAACAGCCUCUCUUCAACACAUAUUGUAAUCUGGAGAUCCUAAAGAUAACAGGAACGAAGUGAGGGCAUGGCAGCUCGUGUGGACGUGUCCUCUGGUGAGGUGGGCCAAGCAGGAGAUGCAGGUAUCAAGCCUGAGCUUGGCCCCAAACCCUGCCUGAUUCCCAAACCCUUUUCACUGCAGAGGAACACCACAUUCCGCUCCAUCCUAGCCCCAAAGACACCAGAGCCUAGCAAACCAGAGCCUUGUCAGCCUAUUAGUGCCCCUGUGUCUGACUCAAGCAGCGUUGUGAAACUCGAUGCAGAGAGCACCACGAUACCUGAACUGACCAAUGCUCUCGAAGUUCCUUCAGCCAUAACACCCCAAACUGAAUCGACCCACACUACUGAACAAAACCAAAUUGCUCUUUCCACAUCCCUUACUACCCCAAAAUCUGAGUCACCAGCUAGUACCACAUCUGACCCAACUGGAACCUCAGAGGCAAAUCAAGUCAGUCUUUCUGAACUGGACGAACAUGGCCCCUCUGAUACAGGCCACUCCGCCACUGGAACUGAGCCUGUACCAUCACCAUCAGUCACCUCAACUCCUCUUCAACCGCAGUCUGAAAACACUGUGAGUGAGCCCACCCCUGCGGUCGUCAGGCGCCACGCUGGGAAGGAUCAGGCAGCCCACUUGGGAGGAGGCAGGAAGCGGCUGUCCAUGGAGCUCACCUCCAGGUUUGAGUCGGCCGGACUCUCACUCCCCUCACAGCCACCAGCUAACCAGGAACGGGAACAGGUGACCAUGAGAGAGACUGCAGUCUCCAAAGUGUCAGUCCUCAGGGCGAAAGAGGAAGAGAAAGUCACUGAUUCACCAGGGUCGCCGUCUGAACCAGAGUGCAGACUCAAGCACUCAACACCACUGAAUGAAGAGAGGGAUGGAGAAGGGGUAAAGGAGGAAGGAGAAAAGAAAGGGAGCAGCAUACAACGGAGGAUCAGUCUGCUGCUGGACUCCUCCUCGAGGCCAGAGGCUCUGACCAAUAGGGAGGAAGUAACUCGUCCAAUGAAACAAGCAGUCAGUUCUGGUGGUGUGAAACAGCGGAUCAAAGACUGGGCAGCAGACACACCGCCUGUUCGGGCAUCCAAUCAGAGGGUGGAUGUUGCCCCUCAACCAUUCCCUGUCAGAGUACACCCUGUGUUGAGUGUCACUGGGGGGUCGUUGGCGACGAGCAAAAGCGUUCAGCUAGCUCCUCGAGAGGACAAGGCUUCCACCCUACUUCACGCUGGACAUUCUGGGAUAGAAGAUGAGGAGGAGGAUGAUGAAGACGAGGAUGAGGAAGAGGAGGAGGGAGAGAAGGAGGAGAACAUGGUACCACUCUACAAAACAGUAGGGAUACGUCUUGGACAGGAAGAUGGAGGGGAAAAACAGGAGCUAGUGGUUGAUCAAAUAGGGAAAGAGAUGGAGGCUAAGGUAAAAGAGGAGGAAAAACUUGCAGAAGUGGAUAAAUUAAAACAGCUGGAACUAGAAGAGAGACAGGCAAAAGAUGAGAAGGAGAGAGAAAGACAAAAAGUAGUGGAGAGGGAAAGGGAGGGACAGAGAGAGGAGGAGAAGGAAAGGGAGAGACAGAGACAGGAGGAAGAGAGAAAGAGGGAAGAAGAGGAGGAGAGAAAAAGACAAAGAGAAAUGGAGAGGGAAAUGAAGAGACAGAGACAGAGAGAGGAGGAAAGGGAUAGGGAGAGACAGAGAGAUAAAGAAGAGAGAGAGAGAAAGAGGAAAGAAGAGAAGGAGAGAGAAAGACAGAUUGAACUUGAGAGGGAAAGGGAGCGACAGAGAGAGGAAGAAGAGAGAAAGAGGGAAGAAGAGGAGGAGAGAGAAAGACAGAUUGAACUUGAGAGGGAAAGGGAGCGACAGAGAGAGGAAGAAGAGCGAAAGAGGGAAGAAGAGGAGGAGAGAGAAAGACAGAUUGAACUUGAGAGGGAAAGGGAGCGACAGAGAGAGAAAGAAGAGAGAAAGAGGGAAGAAGAGGAGGAGAGAGAAAGACAGAUUGAACUUGAGAGGGAAAGGGAGCGACAGAGAGAGGAAGAAGAGCGAAAGAGGGAAGAAGAGGCGGAGAGAAAAAGACAGAUUGAACUUGAGAGGGAAAGGGAGAGACAGAGAGAAGAAGAAGAGAGAAAGAGGGAAGAAGAGGGGGAGAGAAAAAGACAAAGAGAAAUGGAGAGGGAAAUGAAGAGACAGAGAGAGGAGGAGAGGGAAAGGGAGAGACAGAGAGAGGAGGAAGAGAGAAAGAGGGAAGAAGAGGAGGAGAGAGAAAGACAGAUUGAACUUGAGAGGGAAAGGGAGAGACAGAGAGAGGAAGAAGAGAGAAAGAGGGAAGAAGAGGAGGAGAGAAAAAGACAAAGAGAAAUGGAGAGGGAAAUGAAGAGACAGAGAGAGGAGGAAAGGGAUAGGGAGAGACAGAGAGAUGAAGAAGAGAGAGAGAGAAAUAGGAAAGAAGAGAAGGAGAGAGAAAGACAGAUUGAACUUGAGAAGGAAAGGGAGCAACAGAGAGAGGAGGAAGAGAGAGAGAGAAAGAGGAAAGAAGAGAAGGAGAGAGAAAGACAGAUAGAACUUGAGAAGAAAAGGGAGAGACAGCGAGAGGAGGAAGAGAGAAAGAUAAAGAGGAAAGAAGAGGAGAGAGAAAGACUGAUAGAAUUUGAGAAGGAAAGGGAGAGACAGAGAGAGGAGGACGAGAGAGAGAGAAAGAGGAAAGAAGAGAAGGACAGAGAAAGACAGAUAGAACUUGAGAAGGAAAGGGAGAGACAGAGAGAAGAGGAAGAGAGAAAGAGGAAAGAAGAGAAGGGGGAAAGACAGAGAGAAGUGGAAGGGGAAAAGGAGAGACAGGUAGAGGAAGGAGAGAGGGGGAACCUUAGGAUGAAAGAGGAGAGAUUGAGAGAGAAGGAAAGGGAGAAACUCAAAGAAAAAGAGCUAGAAAUGGAAAUACAGAGAGAGGAGGAAAGGAUGCAGGAAGAUGAGAUAAAGAGAGAAGAAGAUCGGGAGAAAGAAGAAGCAGAGUCCCCAAUCCAAUUCAUCACUCUUAAACCUGACCAACCUCCCAAGCCAGAGCCUCCUUCUCCCUCAACUACCGUCCCCAUCAUAGAACCCAUACCAAAGGAAGAGAAGCAGCCUCACAUCGAGGUGGUCUACGACGACUUCUCUGUCAAAGAGGAGAAGCCUCUUAUCAAGAUGGUCUAUGAUGAUUUCUCCGUCAAGCCCCGGCGGUGGGGGUCUCAGGCCAGGUUCCUUGCUGACCGUGCCCAGGUCGAGUCACCCUCCCCUGGAACAGAGGAGCCUGAGUCACUGGGCUCCUCGGAAUCCGACCCCCAGAGAACCGUUGUUGACACCCAGGAGCCAGCCCAAGAGAGUCCAGUCAGCGUCGAACCUCACCCAGCCGAGAGGGAUCUAGAGGGGGGAGUCCUCACCCCAAAGGACGGGACAGAGAAUAAGGAGGAGGGCACCAGCAUGGACACGGAGGAGGUUCAGUUGACGUGUUAUGUGGGGGCAGAAGAGGGGCGUGACACAGAGGCUCUGAUUGGUGGAGAGCCAGACAAGCAGUACGGGGGCUGUGACACGAGACUGUCUGAGGAUGACUGUCGGCAGAAAACAGAGGACCAGAUCUCGCCUGUCAUCACACCAGAUGAGCCUGACAGUACUUCUCCACUAGAAGAAACAGAGGACCAGAUCUCGCCUGGCAUCACACCAGAUGAGGCUGACAGUACGUCUCCACUAGAAGAAACAGAGGACCAGAUCUCGCCUGUCAUCACACCAGAUGAGCCUGACAGUACUUCUCCACUAGAAGAAACAGAGGACCCAUUACCCUUUCCUGAAAUCUCCGCCCCUCUAUUGGACACAAGUCUUCUGCGUGCGAGGGCAGAGCUGAGAAAGAGUCGACGAACCCGCCCCACUCGAGCUUUCCGUCAGAGCUCUACCACAAUAAUGCUUGAGGAAGACCCAGUCCACGACUGGAGGUUCUAUGACUCCUCAGAUACACACAAGUGGCUAGAAGAUAAGCUAGACUCUCUGAUACGGGGGGAUUGUGAGUCUGAUGAGGAGCAGCCCAGAGGGAGGGAGGUUUGUUCACAACAUUCCCAGCCCCAGAGAAUAGCCCUCUUCUCUGGAAUAGACCCGUCUGCCCUCAAGGCCCAACUGAAGAAGCGAGGAGGUGGUGGUGGAGGAGGUGGUGCAGCCGGUGGAGGUGAAGGAGUAGACACAGACCGUCAGAUGGACAGACUUGCCCCGUCCCCCUCUCAACUCUCCCGCUCUCCAAAACGUUCCUCCUUCCUCCCCGGGGGGUCACGAGUGCUGCCCCCUGUAGGGAACAAAGGUGCAGGGGUGGACAAGUUUCCUUCAUGGCUGCGAGAACUCAAGUCUAAGAAGCGCUCGAGUCAAUACAACAGUGAGGCCUAGCUGAGCAGAGCAGGGAGAUACCAUUGACAAGGUGAUCAUUCAACUGCUACUGCAGUUGUUGCUGACAAACACAGCUGUGGGCUGGACUCCAAUCAUGUACCUUUUCAAAAACACACUUUUUUUAAUGAAUGAACUAUGCAAGACAAUGGAGAAGCAUUGGAUACUUCCCUGCGUUGUGACCAUCUUUUUCCACUUUCCUAUUUGACAAAGGAACUAUGAGCAUGUAGAUACUUUAUUUGCAACACACACACACAAACACACAUACAGACACAUACACAGAUGAUUCGAGGAGUGGACUCAAAAUUCCCUUUUCUGUUAAUUUGCAACAUUUGCCUCUUAUCCCAGGCCACUGUAUUUUCUAGACUGUAUCUCUCCAUCCAUCCAUACUUGCAUUCCAGAUUCGCUUGACGUAAUUACCAUGUGUUCAUGCACACUAAUAUCCACAAUACCACGAUGUUCACAAACCUACUUGAAUUGUACAUGUUUUGCCAUGUCAUUUCUUGUUUUGAACUAACCCAUCUGUUUCUCUGCUCUUAUGUUAUGCACUCACUCGCUGCUCGGAUGAGCUGCUCUUGAUAAAAGCAUCUGCUAGAUAAAUUGAAAUGAUCUCUACUCUAUCCAAACAGGAAAAGGAGUAUCUCUGUCUGGAGGUUUUUGAAUAACUUCCUUAAAACCUUUACUGAAUGUCUCAAGACUUAAAAAUUAUUUUCCAAUAGUUUCGUUCUUAAUAGAACCAUAAUUGUUUUGGUUCCGUUCCACUGUUCUGACCAGCAAAAUAAAGUUCUGAACCGGUUCAAACCCCCAAAAAGUACCAGUUAAUAUAAUUAUUUUCUGUUCUUUUUUAAACUAAAAUCAAAUCAAAUGUAUUUAUAUAGCCCUUCUUACAUCAGCUGAUAUAUC
Messenger RNA from Salvelinus namaycush (lake trout), 5449 nucleotides. RefSeq names its product trichohyalin-like. The coding region runs from base 197 to 4549 and encodes 1450 amino acids. The record is from RefSeq and is a predicted model, not a curated record. The transcript is spliced from 10 exons. NCBI's taxonomy places the organism in Eukaryota, Metazoa, Chordata, Actinopteri, Salmoniformes, Salmonidae.